Molecule: messenger RNA, 4617 nt
Organism: Aspergillus nidulans FGSC A4
Lineage: Eukaryota; Fungi; Ascomycota; Eurotiomycetes; Eurotiales; Aspergillaceae
Exons: 4
Coding region: 1-4617 (1538 amino acids)
Biological process (GO): RNA-templated DNA biosynthetic process; DNA biosynthetic process
Molecular function (GO): RNA-directed DNA polymerase activity; nucleic acid binding; DNA-directed DNA polymerase activity
Source: RefSeq, a predicted model, not a curated record
AUGGAGGUGGAUAUCUCCCCCCCAGGCGGAACCCGUCCGGCGACUCCGCUCCUGGGUGAAAACUCUGACCCCCCCUCAGGACCUACCACCCCGACCCCCCUACCCCGGAACUCCCUGAAGAGAAGGGCCUUAUUCUCCCCGCAGAAGACUCCCACUGCAGCUCCAGUCCCUGUAUCCCAUACGCCGCAAGCCCCGUCGAUCUGCGAACAGGUCGGCAUGGUAGCAGACGACCAGCUAGCCCUUCUUCAUGAUUGGAAACUAGCCAUGACCUCCCUUGCCAAAGCUCUAGAUCUAACUGUCUCCUCCCUACAGGGCCGCCCAAGAGACCUGGCCCGGGAGCUUGCAGCCAGAUUCGUCACCCUUGCAAAGCAGGACUCCCCUCAGCAGAUUUCUCAGAUGCCUGUGGUUGCACCCCCACAGCCACCCAGACAGAUGGAACAGCCAAACCAUCCUCCCACUCCUGAAGCUUCCAAAAGCCCCCUGAACAGGCAAACCUCGCAGCCUACAACCUGGGCAUCCCUAACAGCUCCAAGAACUGGCCAGGGGAACUGGCAAACUAUUGCCCCUGAACACCAUAUGCAAGCCAAGCAAACAGCACAACGAAGGCUGAAGCAGUCAAACAAGACUGACCACCGCAUCUUCCUCCGGCUCCCGGCCUCCUCCAGCCUCCGAGCUAUUGGACCACAUGGCAUCCGGGUCACCCUUGCUGGGAAGGUUCCGGACGGGAUCACACAGGUACAAGUAAUAUCAACCGGGUAUGCAAUCACUACAACAGAACAGGGCAAGGCUUUCCUACUAUCAGAGAAGGCUGCAAGCCUAGCUGGGGAUGGGUACUUUGAAAUUCCAACAGAGUACCACCAGGUUAUUGUCUCCCGGAUCCCAAAACAACUCUGGUCCCUAGAUGGAUGGAUAGAUACAACAAUUGCAGACAUUAGCAUGGAAGCAGAGCGCAUUACUGGCAUUAAGCCUCUCAUGGCCAAGCUCUCAAAACACCCAGUAGAGAGGGACUCUAUCACAGCAGUCAUAGCCUUUCCAAAAAAGCUACAACACCCCCUGCAACUCUUUGGCUUGUCUGGCCUAUCAAGGCCCACUCGCCCCAAGCAAAGGCCUUUGCAAUGCACCCGAUGCUACCGCUUCCACGAUACAAGGGCCUGCCGCUCUAGUGACCGAUGCAUCUCCUGCGGAUCCUCAAAACAAGAUCAUAACUGCCAUGUACAGUGUAUCAACUGCUGCGGCCCACAUGCAGCAGACUUCCCAAAAUGCCCAGCCAGACCCCAUGUCCAGAGGAACAUUAUUACCCGCCUCUCGAAGGAUGCUCUAGCUGCUAUCCGCAAGGCUGGCCGGCUUGCCUUCCAACAGGAACAGAAGAAAGCUGAAAGUUCUAAACAACAAGCAGACAGAAGGGGGGGCGCUGCACAUGACCUGCUACUCUCCUUUGAAGCAGAUAUCAUCCUUGUCCAAGAACCUUGGACAAAUACAGCAAAACACCUAACCAAGACCCACCCACGAUAUCAGCUGUUCAGUCCCCCAACCCGAUGGACUGCCAGGCCCAGAACUCUAACAUAUGUACGAAGGGAUCUCCCAGCCCAUUCCCUCCCGGAACCUAUCUCUCCGGAUAUCACCACAAUCUACACGGCAGGCCUUACUAUUAUCAAUGUUUAUCGGCCCCCUAAUGACCCAGUUGCCCCUGCUGGUGCUGGCUCAACACCCUCUACACUUUCCACACUCCUAGGAUAUACCCCACCAGAGAUCACCAUCCUAGCAGGAGACUUCAAUACCCGGCACCCAUUCUGGCAGCCAGAUACUGAGUCUCAUGCUGUCACACCUGGCGCAACAGGACUAUUAGACUGGCUUGAUGCCCACGAGCUGGAACUUCGCCUCGAGCCAGGCACCCCUACCCGUGGACCAAAUACCCUAGACCUACUUGGCUCUACCAACUGGGAGAAAGCCAGAACCCUGGCAAGCCCGCCUGACCCAACCCUACCAAUUAACCUACUAGCCGAGCAACUGGUCCAGAUAUCCCAGCUAGCAAUUCAAGGCGCAUCAAGAUACAAUACUCGCAGACUCCCCAGGACCCCAUGGUGGACUCCAGAACUAACAGACAUACUACACCAAACAAGAUAUCAACAAAACCCCGACUAUAAACAACUCCGGAAGGCCAUCGUACGGGCAAAGGCUGAAUACUGGAAGCAGCAGAUCGAACAAGCCACAGCACCUACAGACGCAUUCAAACUUGCUAAAUGGAUUAGACAUCCAGACCAGCUUGCUGCCCCUCCCCUGAAUGUACAAGGGGCUCAGGUCUCUACCCCGCAGGGCAAAGCAAAUGCCUUCCUCAGUCACCUCCUAGAGAAGGGGGCCCUGCUUCCAAAUCAAACAGAAGAGGGACCCCCAAACAAGCCCCUGGGCCCAGUACACCUGCCAACAAAAGAACACUGCUGGGCCGCUCUCUGUGCCCCACCCCCGUCUGCCCCCGGGGAGGACGGACUUGCCACCACUGCUUGGAGGGAGCUUUGGCCUGUCCUAGGAGACACAAUCACACAACUAUACUACAGGUGUAUAGAGGAAGGCUGCUUUCCACUAAGCCUGAAGUCAGCAAAGAUAAUAAUGUUACCAAAACCAGGAAAGAGGGACUAUACCCAACUCAACACUUGGCGGCCAAUUAGCCUCCUCUCUACCCUAGGAAAAGGCCUCGAGCGCCUUCUAGCACAGCAGAUGGCUGUAAGAGCAAUUCAGGCAGACCUGCUAGCCCCCUGCCACUUUGGGGCCUUGCCAGGACGGUCUGCCAUUGACCUGGUCCAGGUCCUUGUACACAGGGUAGAGGAGGCCUUUCAACAGGGAAAGGAUGCUUCAUUACUCCUACUAGACGUGAAAGGGGCAUUUGAUGCUGUCAUACACCAACGGCUCCUUUCUCACCUACGCCUGCAAGGAUGGCAUAAAGGCUUACUCCAGCUACUUGAGGACUGGCUUACUGGCCGUUCUGUAUCUGUUCAUAUCAAAGAAAGCACCGCUACAGCACCAAUCAAAGGUGGACUCCCCCAGGGAUCCCCCCUAUCCCCAAUACUCUUCCUACUAUAUGCAGCAAGAAUAGUCUCUACCCUAGAGAGCUCCUUCUGCUAUGCAGAUGACAUGGGUAUAUUACUAACUGGGAAUACCCUGGAAGAGAGCUCACAACAACUGGUAGAGGCCUACAAGCAAAUUACUGUCCUAGGGACAGAGACAGGCCUCCCUUUCUCAAUAGAGAAAACAGAGAUACAACACUUCUCUAAAAAGCAGCAGCAGCAUUUCCCUAUAGUCACUCUACCUGGUAUAGGGGAGAUUACACCAUCCCUAUAUACACGUUGGUUAGGAGUUCUUCUGGAUACAAAGCUUACUUUUAAAGCCCACAUUAACUGGGUCUUUAGCCGCGGGAAACAACUCGCCCAGCACCUAAAGAGACUUAGCAAUACCCAGCGUGGCUGUCCAGUGGCCUCCAUGCGCGCAGCAGUUAUACAGUGUGUUCUCCCAACAGCUCUGUACGGGGCAGAAGUCUUCUAUACAGGAAAAAGACAACAAUGGGUUGUUAACUCCCUGCUCUCUCUCUUUCGUACAGCAGCCCUGGCUAUUAUCCCAGCCUACAAGACCACCCCUACUGCAGCUCUGCUCCGCGAAGCAGACCUACCAGACCCAGAGGCUCUAUUCAACAGCAUCCUCCGAAGGGCAGCAAUAUCAGUAUACUCAGACGGCUCGCGAACUGGCCAAGGGGCAGGAUAUGGCUAUGCAAUCUACUUUGGCCCUAUCCUGGUGACCAAGGGACAUGGCCCCGCGGGCCCCAGGACAGAGGUCUAUGAUGCAGAAAUCAUGGGCGCUGUAGAAGGCCUACGCGCAGCCCUGGGACAACCAUGUGUGGGUUACUCUACCCAGCUAGUUAUCCUCCUAGACAACCUAGCAGCAGCCUCCCUGCUAGCAAGCUAUAGGCCAACUCCGCAUAGGCAUGGACUGUCAGAGUCCUUCGGCCAGCUUGCUACCCAGUGGUUGGAAGCUCCCUCAAUCCUAACCAGGCCACGGAAGCCCCUUCAAGUCCGCUGGAUCCCAGGCCAUUCUGGGAUUGCUGGGAACGAGCUGGCAGACAAGCUUGCAAAGCUUGGGUCCUCUAUAUACAGCCCUAACAUCCCCCCAUCCCCUGCAUACCUACGACGGGAGGCAAAACAGUGGCUUCGUACAGAGGCAUAUACAGCAUAUGCUAGUAAGGCACCCCAAGCCUACAAGACCCUGGAUAUCAGACCCCAUACAAAGGAAAGCCGCACCCGCGAGCACAAGCUUCCCCGUUGGGUACUUGGCCGACUCGUCGCCGCCCGUACAGGCCACGGAGACUUUACGGCAUACCACCAGCGCUUCAACCACUCAGACUACCUGGAGAGCUGCUCUUGUGGCAAGACCAAGACCCCAGUACACUUCUUCUUCUGCCCAUACACCAGAAAGCGCUGGAAAGAUAGAUGGAGAUGCAUAAGGGACGGCCCGUCAAAAACAAUAGACUGGCUCUUAAGUACAGCUGCCGGGGCUGAAGAAUUCAGCCGCAUCGUGCAAGAAUCAUCCUUCUUCAAGGAUAUAUGCCCGAACUGGGCCCGCCGGAGCGCUUGA